Messenger RNA from Scutellospora calospora, 146 nucleotides. NCBI's taxonomy places the organism in Eukaryota, Fungi, Glomeromycota, Glomeromycetes, Diversisporales, Gigasporaceae. The record is from the annotation of a GenBank genome assembly.
AAUCAUCGAUCAGUAAUGAAACAUUAACAAUUGAGAGCGUAAAUCCAUUACUCAAUUCAAAUGAAACUAGUAACAUAUUUUCUGAAUAUAUUGCAGCUAUACUUCUAGCAAAUUAUGAUUAUUCUGUAAUGGAAAUUCAUAAGUAA